AUGGCUCCAACCAUGAGCCAGGGCGUUGCCCCUGAUUUAUCUUCUCCCAUGAGCCAUGCCGUUGCCAUUGAUUUCUCUCCUCUCGUGAAAAUAUAUGUAAACGGGACGAUCGAGAGGCUCAUAGGAAAAUCAAGCGUUCCUCCAUCGCUUGAUCCUAAAACUGGCGUUCAAUCUAAAGACGUUGCAAUCUCUCGAAAAAGGGGCAUAUCUGCAAGGCUUUACCUCCCCAACACCGUCACCAACUCCACCACCAACUCAACCCAAGGCAAACUCCCUCUUCUUGUUUACUUUCAUGGAGGUGGCUUCUGUGUUGAACAUGCCUCUUCUCCCACAUAUCACAACUACCUCAACUCCCUAGUCACCGCGGCCAACGUUGUUGCUGUCUCUGUUGACUAUAGGCUAGCCCCAGAGCACCCUCUGCCUAUUGCUUAUCAAGAUUCAUGGGCUGCUCUCAAUUGGGUUUCUUCUCAUUUUGAUGGUGGAAACCGCUCCGAGGAGUGGCUUAGUAGAUAUGCAGAUCCACAGCGUGUGUUUUUCUCUGGUGACAGCGCUGGGGCUAACAUAGCACACCAGAUGGCUCUGAAAUUAGGCUCUGAGAGAUUGAAUGGUUUUAAGCUGAAUGGAAUUGUGUUGGUGCAUCCAUUUUUUUGGGGGUCACAGCCAGUUGGGGCAGAGGCAACUCUGCCUGUAGUUGUGAGCUUGUAUAUGACUGCAUUGUGGCGUUUUGUGAACCCUACAAGUUUUGGACCCGAUGACCCGCUUUUCAACCCUGCUAUGGAUCCGAAAUUGAGGGAGUUGGAGUGUGGGAAAGUUCUGGUUUUUGUUGCUGGGAAAGAUGCGUUGAAAGAUAGGGGAUUGUAUUAUGGUGACGUACUCAAAAAGAGUGGAUGGAAAGGGGUUGUGGAGGUCAUUGAAACAAAGGGGGAGAGCCAUGUAUUCCAUUUGUUCAGUCCCCCUAACAAGAAUUCUGAGGCCAUGCUUGAGAAGAUUGUUUCCUUCUUGCAUCAGUCUUGA
Prunus armeniaca (apricot) is the source of this 1014-nucleotide messenger RNA. NCBI's taxonomy places the organism in Eukaryota, Viridiplantae, Streptophyta, Magnoliopsida, Rosales, Rosaceae. The record is from the annotation of a GenBank genome assembly.